This is a messenger RNA of Dryobates pubescens (Downy woodpecker), 3462 nucleotides long. RefSeq names its product ras homolog family member U (gene RHOU). Gene Ontology annotation, biological process: small GTPase-mediated signal transduction. Gene Ontology annotation, molecular function: GTPase activity; GTP binding. Lineage: Eukaryota; Metazoa; Chordata; Aves; Piciformes; Picidae. The coding region runs from base 88 to 936 and encodes 282 amino acids. The transcript has 3 exons. The record is from RefSeq and is a predicted model, not a curated record.
UCCGCCGCUGCGCCCCGCCGCUCCCCGGCCGGCGGCCCCGGGCCGCGCGCCGCCCCACGGCCGGCGGGGCUCUGCGUCGCCGCGCGGAUGCCGCCGCAGCAGGAGGGCGAGGCGGGAUACAUCAGCAAGCCGGUGCCGGGUGGCUGCGAGGUGCCGCCGGUGCCUCCGCGCAGGGUACGCAGCGGCCGGGCGGCGGCGGCGCUGGGGGUGGCGCUGGGCGGCCGCUGCCGGGCAGCGGGGGCCGGAGCCGCCGUGGGGGCCGGAGCCGGGGCCGGAGCUGGAGCGGGGACCGAGCCGCGGCGCAGCAUCAAGUGCGUGCUGGUGGGGGACGGCGCCGUGGGGAAGACCAGCCUGGUGGUGAGCUACACCACCAACGGGUACCCCACCGAGUACAUCCCAACCGCCUUCGACAAUUUCUCCGCUGUCGUGUCUGUCGAUGGCAAGCCGGUGAGACUUCAGCUCUGCGACACAGCUGGUCAGGAUGAAUUCGACAAGCUCAGGCCUCUGUGCUACACCAACACGGACAUCUUCUUGCUAUGCUUCAGUGUGGUGAGCCCUUCGUCCUUCCAGAAUGUGAAUGAGAAGUGGGUUCCUGAAAUCCGAUGCCACUGCCCUAAGGCACCUAUUAUCCUGGUUGGGACACAGUCGGACCUCCGGGAGGAUGUCAAAGUUCUCAUCGAGCUGGACAAGUGCAAAGAAAAGCCAGUCUCGGAGGAGGCCGCGAAGCUCUGUGCUGAGGAAAUAAAAGCUGCGUCCUACAUCGAGUGCUCUGCUUUGACUCAGAAAAACCUCAAGGAGGUCUUUGAUGCCGCCAUUGUGGCUGGUAUUCAGUACUCAGAUACCCAGCAGCAACCAAAGAAAUCCAAGUGUAGGACUCCAGACAAGAUGAAAAACCUCUCUAAAUCGUGGUGGAAAAAAUACUGCUGUUUUGUAUAGGGGUUGCAAGGACCUGAGUACUGCUCUGAGGAAAUGAAAUAGAGGCUAUAUUAGCUGAAAUCUCAUUCUAUGUCGUCUUGAGUGUAUAGUUUAGAUUUGUAUGUAUCUGUAUAUGUUGCUACUGGAUUAUCUUGGUUGCCCUUUUGAGGGUGGCAGAAGGAUUCUUAGUUAAAUAAUUGCUAUAAAUCAGAUUUGGCAUCCAGUUUUGUGACUGAAACCUCUUAUUAAGGAAGAAGAGCACCAUGUGUCUGCAAGGGUGGAAAGAUUUGUCCAAAGGAUUCGACUUUUGUGUUGUGUGUGUGAUGGGGAGGAGCACACCAGAGGCCUUUGCUGCCAGGGAAUCGCAGGAGAAACACAUGAGCAAUGGCAGAAAUGUAGAGCUCUGCACAUGGGUGAUCAAAGGGAAAAAUAAUACUGUGCCUCCUAACUGACAUUUGUAGCUUUAAAACCCACUCCUGCCCUCUUCAUGUCUUCCCAAGUCAAGGCUUAUUGGGAUUGCUUUAAAAAGGGUAUGUGAGAGAUGUAAUCUAUAUGCAAAUGCCAUGGUUGGAAAGGUCAUGAAUAUACCUUCAGCAUGCAGUGUGGGACCCUAGUCCCUUAGGGAGCUGACAUCUUGUUUGUCACUUUUUGACUUCGUUAAAGUCUUUCUGUCCUCCUUCCCCAGUCCCUCCCAGGAAGCCGAGUGGAAGCCCAAGAACAUGACCAAGCUUUAACUCGCUACCUCGAGCAGUGGUGAUUUCCUCUGUAUUUUUGCAGACAUGACGACAGUUCAUCUAUUUCAACUGAAAGGAAUGUAAAUCCUGUUGUGUUGGGUUUUUUCUCAUUUUUAAAAGUAUUUUAUUUUGGAGAGAUGUAACAUAUACCCAUGCAGCACCAUGUAAACUGCAUCUGGUUUUAAGUCUACGGCCAAGAAUUUCAAGUUGCUCCUCCUUACCUUUGAAGGCUGCUACAAAUAAAUCAGGCAGAUCAAGAUACAUAGCAAACUGGACUCUAGAAAACUUAGGCUGCUGUGUCCUCUUUACAAUGCUGUUUUCAACCAAGUUAAUGUUUCCCUUCUAAAGACAACAGUUGCUUGUGGUUGAAUAUUGCCCAAGCUUAUACCACCCAUUGGCUCAGGCCACCCUGGAAAUUUAACUGUUAAUGUCUUUUUCCCAGAUCAGUCCAGUGAAUUUACUGAAAUGUGCCUAAAAUGUAGCUGAAUGAUCAGCACAGCACGGAGUUGAGAGUGACCUGUUCUCUAACUAAAUCUGACCACUUAAACCAAGCCUAAUUUCAGUCCCACUGAGUCUGAGAGACCUGUGGGAUAAUAUGACUCUGCAAAAAAUCAGCAUUUUAACUUACUUUGCAGAGAACAUUUAACUUGUGCUGCCUGUGUGUCAGCCUUUUUAUGGCUGUAGAUAUUUCAAUUUCAGAUCAUUUUAAAUUUAUUUUUUCCCUGCAGCCACAGCCUCGAAGUGACCUUUUUCAUAGUCUUAAAUUAAAUUGCAGUAACAGAAAACUGGUACCUUUUUCUUUUUUUCUCACCAGAAAUGCAUCAGUGCCUGAUGUAAAGAACUGUGGAAGCCAGUUGAUAAAGGUGACCACAGUUUAACUUCUGUCCCAUUAAAGAAAAUGACACUAUGUAAAUGGAUUCUGGGUUGUAUUGGCAUGGCCUCCACAAGCAGUACUUUUUCCUUCUCUACAGUGAAAUGAGUGCAGAAUGGUAAUGUUCCACUACUUGAAAAUGGGAUGAAAUCUUUACCUAGGGGGCCUGAUUCAAUAAAAAUUUGUUGGAUCCUGCACUGGAACAGCCUGGAAAAAGAGUUUCCACAGCACAGAAGCUGGAUAUAUUUAACUUGGUUGCAUCUGGUUGGUAAUGGUUUAAUGUUUACUGGUCAUGAAGUUCACAUCUGAGCCUUUAUAUUUCAUACUUGAAUGUUUGACAGGAUUUCAGAUAUGCAGUCAUACAGUCAUCUUGGAGAAAAACAUAAAGCUGGAUUUCUCUUGGGUGCUUUGCUUCUCUGUAAAAUGGUCUCAAUCAAUCAAAAAUGUGGGUUUGGGAGGAGACAGGCUUGAACCUGAGCAGCUUCCAUUUGCAAAAAUAACAAAAUUUCUUUUGCAAGAUCAUAGUGCUUUGUAUUAUGCCAUACUGGAAGCAGUAGGUUAUAUUUUAUAAGCAGCCUGUUCCAUAGUCUGGAGUAGUAUUACUUUUAAAUGUAGCCAUCUGUGACUUUCUGAAAAUGUGAUGUAUAUACAAGUUGUUAUAGCCCUUUACUAGGUAUGUGUAAACUGAGGUCUAAUAACUUUACAAAUACUGCUCUACACAGGACUACACAGGGUCUAGGGUUUAGAAAUAAUACUUUAAAAAGCAACAGUAUUUUAUGAGCACAAGUGAGGGGGGCAUGUCUCUAUGUAGUCUAUAAUCUGAUGUGCCUUAUAAAACCCCCCCUUUCUUCUCUUUUCUAAGUGUGGGCUAUAUACUGAAAGAAAUAUUUCAUCUAAGAAUGAUAUAAAUGAGGUAUUUGGAAAUAAAUUUUGACCUGUGUA